AUGGUGACAUCGCAGGGUAUUCAGCUGGAUCAGGAACAUCUCUCUGCAAUAAUUGAUGCACCUGCACCAGCGGACGCUGUUCAGUUGCGUUCUCUGCUAGGCCUCCUCUCAUGCAACAGCAUCAUCUUCUCAUCUGAUAACAGAUCAGUGUCCAUCAGUCCAGUGCAGAGAUCAGACAGUGGAGAAUAUCAGUGUACAUAUAGAAACCCUGUUAGCUCUCAGACGGCAAAACCUGUGCGUCUGAUCAUCAACUAUGGACCAGAAGAUGUUUCUGUUAAGGGUGAGGAUGUGGUGGAUUUAGGGGUUCGUGUGUCUCUCUCUUGUUCUGCAAAUUCUGAACCUGCUGCUUCAUUCAGCUGGAAGUUUAAUGAAAUAGACACCAAUGUGACGACAGACACAUUCACCAUAAACGAGACUGACUUCACACACAGUGGAGAUUACAUCUGCACAGCCUCCAAUAAUGUCACAAAGAGAAACGCCUCACACAAACAUACUUUAACAGUUAAAGAAAGAGGAGGAGGGCUAUCAUCAGGGGCGAUAGCUGGGAUUGUCAUUGGGGUUUUAGUGGCAGUUGCAGGCAUUUGUGGCCUGACUGUCUAUUUAACAAAAACUAAAAAAAUCCCAAAG
Messenger RNA from Carassius auratus (goldfish), 627 nucleotides. Its product is annotated as carcinoembryonic antigen-related cell adhesion molecule 20-like. The annotation marks the transcript as partial. The record is from RefSeq and is a predicted model, not a curated record. The transcript is spliced from 5 exons. Lineage: Eukaryota; Metazoa; Chordata; Actinopteri; Cypriniformes; Cyprinidae.